Capronia epimyces CBS 606.96 is the source of this 1311-nucleotide messenger RNA. RefSeq names its product coproporphyrinogen III oxidase. Gene Ontology annotation, cellular component: cytoplasm; mitochondrial intermembrane space. NCBI's taxonomy places the organism in Eukaryota, Fungi, Ascomycota, Eurotiomycetes, Chaetothyriales, Herpotrichiellaceae. Bases 1 to 1311 code for a protein of 436 amino acids. The transcript has a single exon. Gene Ontology annotation, molecular function: coproporphyrinogen oxidase activity. The record is from RefSeq and is a predicted model, not a curated record.
AUGUCUGCCACAAGACUCAGAGCCGCAGUUGUUCGACAGUCCUCGUCGCCUUGCCCACGUUCCUACUUCUCAACCAGCUCUACUUUCAGAUCUACUGCAUCGUCUGCGUUUGCGCAACAUUGUCGAACGAUAUGGCGUCCUUACUUGCGCAUUUCUAUCGGUGCCGCUUCCAUUGGCAUGUUGUUAUAUUCCAUGCAACCCGGGCAUGUUGUUGCCAAUGACUCGCCACCCGUGCAGUCUGCGUCACUGGCCGAGAUCGACGAGGUGACCAAGAGGAGAACCAAUAUCACACGCAAGUCGCCCAUGCGGCUGCGAAUGGAGGCUUUGAUCCUGGAACACCAGAAUCGUAUAGUUUUUGCGCUGGAAAAUAUUGACGGAAAAAAGUUCAAACGCGAUGAAUGGGCCAGGCCCCAUGGUGGAGGCGGAACGUCUUGUGUGUUGCAAGACGGCAAUGUCUUUGAAAAGGCUGGUGUCAAUACCAGCAUUGUCUACGGCGAGCUCCCUCGUCCGGCCAUUGAGAAGAUGCGAGCAGACCACAAGUCAUUUGUCGAUUCGGACGUUGAGAAGUUGAAUUUCUUUGCGGCAGGGAUCUCACUCGUUCUCCAUCCGCAUAACCCUAUGGCUCCCACUGUCCACCUUAAUUACCGAUACUUCGAAACCUCAGAUCCCCGAGACCCAGUCAAUGCGACCGGCACAUCACAACAAAACUGGUGGUUUGGAGGCGGCACUGAUUUGACGCCAUGUUACCUGUUCGAGGAAGACGCAGAGCUCUUCCACAAGACUCUCAAGAAUGCUUGUGACAAACAUGACAAAAGCUAUUAUCCAAAAUUCAAAAAGUGGUGUGACGAGUACUUCUGGAUACCACACCGGAAUGAAGCGCGAGGUAUCGGCGGAAUAUUCUUCGAUGAUCUAGACGCGACCGCCCAGCCCGCUUCUAAAAACCCACAAGAAGAUAUUUUCCAGUUCAUCGCCAGUGGCCUCGAGUCCUUCCUACCAGCAUACCUACCAAUCAUCAAGAGACGGAAGGACAUGCCAUACCUGCCUGAGCAAAAGCUGUGGCAGCAAAUCCGACGGGGCAGGUAUGUCGAGUUCAACCUUAUCCAUGACCGAGGGACCAGCUUUGGUCUGCGCACCCCCAGCGCCCGAGUGGAAAGUAUCUUGAUGAGUCUGCCAUUGACGGCUCGCUGGGAAUAUAUGCAUCCGGUUUCUGGUACUGGUGUCCAAGAAAACACCGACGAGGACUCGGAGCAGAAUUAUGACAAAGAAAAGGAGUUGAUGGAGGUUCUCAAGCACCCACGAGAGUGGGUGUGA